AUGCGGAGAAGAUGGUGCUUGUGUAAUUCAAUGGACUUUCAAUCUUUAAUGUAUCCCAGUUUCACUUGGAGUCGCAUUCUCGGACUAUUUCCGUAUAAGCUUAAUGCUUCGACUUUCGAGAUUUCGAAACCGUACUAUAUUGUGUCAACAGUAAUUAUCUGCGUGUGUGGUGUUAUGAACUUUGCACUCAUUUACAGUAUUAUUAAAUCAAAAAUAGAUUUUGGAGAUGUAGUUUGGAAUAUUCACGCUGUUAUAUACCAUUUUCUCACCAGUUUUAUAGUGAUCAUCACGCAUUUCUUGAGUAGUCCGCGAAUGCGCUUGCUACAGACAAUAAUGGAGGUCUCUUCGAAAUUACCCUCGAAGUCGUAUCAAAAACUGUCCAGAUUGAUCCAUGUUAAGGAUAUAUUGAAUAAUGUUAUCAGAAUUGUACAAUUAGUCAUAAAAAUGUCUAAAGUACUGAAUAAUCGAGACAGUUUUUUCGCUAUUCUGUUUGGGAUAUUUACAAUUUACUUCGCCCUGUUGGUGUUACAAAUAAUUACGUUGUACAUAAAUUAUGUUUGUGUAUUAAAAGCAUGCUUUAAGAGAAUCAAUGACAAUCUGCUGCACAUACAAAAGUUUGUAAUAAACGAUUUGAAGCCAGGUGCCUCCAAUGUGAUACGGCACACGCAGAGGAAUCAAUUUUUGCUGAUAGAACUGAGAGUUUUGAAGAAGCAACAUCUAAUGAUUAGCGACGCAGUGCAAAUGCUGAAUAUGAUCUUCAGUCUACAACUCCUUGCUGCUAUAGUCGUGUCCUUUUUAAUUCUCACCUUUGAUUUGUACUUCUUUGCAUUUGGUUGGCAAAAUAGAGUAUUUAUUGGAAUGGAUUGGCACUUUCUUGAUGUAUUUCUGACAUCCCUGACAUAUAACAUUUUUCAAAUAAUACUAAUUGUGUGGGUCUGCGAGACGGGUAAGAAUCAAGUCCAAGAAAUCGGUACUACCAUUCACGGUUUACUUAACAGUACCAAUGAUGAGAAAAUCAAAAGUGAGUUGCAACUGUUUUCUUUACAAGUAUUGCACCGUAAAAAUACAUUUUCUGUGAAAGGUUUGACUAUAGAUGCGACACUUCUUACAGCACUAGUGGGAAAUAUUACCACGUAUUUCUUAAUCUUGAUACAAUUUUUAAACAUUUCGAAUUCGUGCGAUAAAAGAACAAUGAUCAAUAUUACAGAAUCCAAUUAA
This is a messenger RNA of Trachymyrmex cornetzi, 1218 nucleotides long. RefSeq names its product putative gustatory receptor 28b. Gene Ontology annotation, biological process: male courtship behavior; sensory perception of taste; chemosensory behavior. The record is from RefSeq and is a predicted model, not a curated record. Bases 1 to 1218 code for a protein of 405 amino acids. The transcript has 3 exons. Gene Ontology annotation, cellular component: membrane; dendrite; axon. NCBI's taxonomy places the organism in Eukaryota, Metazoa, Arthropoda, Insecta, Hymenoptera, Formicidae.